Messenger RNA from Mytilinidion resinicola, 624 nucleotides. RefSeq lists its product as uncharacterized. The record is from RefSeq and is a predicted model, not a curated record. NCBI's taxonomy places the organism in Eukaryota, Fungi, Ascomycota, Dothideomycetes, Mytilinidiales, Mytilinidiaceae. The coding region runs from base 1 to 624 and encodes 207 amino acids. The transcript has 3 exons.
AUGAAGCUAUCUACCAUCCUGAUCCCAACCAUCUUUGCGUGCGGCACCCUUGCCGAAGAUUUCUUCAGAUUCGCCCAGGGCGGCAUGUUCGACAAGAGAGUAUCGUGUGGCCGAGGCGCUACGUGCCGGGAGGCCUGUGGUGGAGGAGCGACUGAGUGUGGCUCGAGUGGAAACUACUGCUAUGACCCCACACUUGGAGAGACUUGCUGCGGAGACUCUGGAUACUACUGUGCUGCCGGAAAGUACUGUGCGCCGAUCGAUGGAUACUGCUGCUUCGACGGAGAGACGCCCGAGCAAUGUGCCGUCCGACAGACCCUGACCUUCCCUGCUGUCUCCGUAACAGUCUUCUCCUCCGUCGAAGCUCCAAGCGCCGUCUCGACCUCAGUCCCUGUGGCCGAGUCCUCUUCGAUCGAGUCCUCUUCGAUCGAGUCCUCUUCUGUCUUUGUGCCUUUGACCUCUGCGCCUAGCUUGGCACCAACCACAUUCACCGGCAACGCAUCGUUCUCCACUGCUACAUUGGCUACCACUAGCCCUGCUCAGUUCACUGGUGCCGCGGUCAAGAAGGACAGUGCCAUUGGAGCCUUCAUCAUGGGCGCUCUGGGGCUGUUGGCUGCUGCGGUUUGA